AUGUCUUAUUACAGAAAAGAGCUACAGCAGGUGUUGUGCCGCUAUGUCACAGACACACUCAUCUACAUCGACACUGUAAGAGGAUUCUGUGAGGACGUCUCUGAAUGGGGGCUCCAAAGGGAGACCGAAUUAAACAUGAUGAUAGAUAUCAAAGAGAGGGUUGACAACCAUGUUUCAAAGUCAGGGAGCCAUGCAAAGCUGCAGGAGGAGCUGGCUGCUGUGCUCAAGGACACUUUGGUUGGCCUGGCGAAGCUCGAAUACUUCCUGGAUGCAGUGGAGAAGUUGGCGGUCACUUCGCUCCAUGUGUUUACGGAGAACCAGGCGCUAUCUUUGCCCAAAGGGAUCACCCUCGAUUGUGUUCAGGUUGUCAUCACUGCGGCACGGCAGAUCUGCCCUCUCCUCCUCAAGUUCAAAAGAGAUGCAAAAGUCUUCUUCCUGCCCAGACUUCAGAAUGUGGAAGUGUUCUUGUAUGAGCUGGACAAGUACAUACGGACCACGCAGAAAAUCUGCAAGACUUUAGGAAAAAGUGUAACUGUCUUUCACAACUCCCUCAGUGACUUUCAUUUGAAAAUGACGACGGAAAUUGUGGUGAACUUCGACUUGGAUCUGUCUGAAGAUGACAUGCGGAGGAUACUUGAUCAUAUUAAUCAGCUGGAUGAGAUCAGGAUGAACAAGGACUUCAGGGUGGUGUUCUUGUUUCAAGAGGAAUCGUUUUGUGACUUCAUCCGUGUCUUCAGCAAGCGACAGGACAGGAUGCUGGAGUUUCUCAACGACCUGGAGGAGGGGGCUACUCAGCUUGACAGGAUGAGUAAGGGGGCAAAGAUCUCCGGUGUGGUAGGCAGCUCGGUUGGGGCGACUGGAGGUGUGCUCUCCAUUGUUGGCUUGGCGUUAAUUCCUUUUACGGCAGGGGUUUCUCUAGGUCUGACAAUGACAGGGUUAGGUAUGGGAAUCACCAGCGGAGUAAACAGCCUUGUCAUCAUCGCCACAGAGAUCCGAGUAAAUGCAACUCAAAAGAACAAAGCCAUAGAGGUUUUCCAGAAAUUCAUGGAGGAUGUGCAGAGUCUCCAGGAAUGUCUAGACAAGGUGACCAGUCAAGCCGAAUUGGAAGGGAGUAUCAUCACAGUGGCUCUGGGAGUUAGUAAGGGUCUUAAUGAAGUUGGUGUUAAUGCAAAAGGUAUUGAUUUAUUAGUUGAUGCUGCCUCUGCUUCUAAGUUGUUGAGAAGCCAAGAGUUGAUUACAGGGCCUCUCGCUCUUACCAAGGCAGCCAGGGCAGGUUUCAUAGCACUCAAUGCUCUCUUCCUUGGCAUGGAUAUAUUCAUAAUCUGUAAGGACAGCAUCAGUCUGGCAAAAGGCAGUGAGACCGACAGCUCAAAGUGGAUCAGGGCCAGAGCUACUCUGUGGAGCUCAGAGAUGGAUUCAUGGAAGGGGAUCCACGACUCCCUGUGUGAGGGCCAGGAGAAGUCAGAGAAAAAAAAAGCUCUUCUGGAGACACCAUUUUAUCCGGAGAUGGAUGUGAAGAAGCAAAGUAAACUAGAACUGGAAGAAAAACUGUUGUGGUGA
Molecule: messenger RNA, 1560 nt
Organism: Limanda limanda (common dab)
Lineage: Eukaryota; Metazoa; Chordata; Actinopteri; Pleuronectiformes; Pleuronectidae
Product: apolipoprotein L2-like
Exons: 3
Coding region: 1-1560 (519 amino acids)
Biological process (GO): lipoprotein metabolic process; lipid transport
Cellular component (GO): extracellular region; membrane
Molecular function (GO): lipid binding
Source: RefSeq, a predicted model, not a curated record